Molecule: messenger RNA, 3272 nt
Organism: Artibeus jamaicensis (Jamaican fruit-eating bat)
Lineage: Eukaryota; Metazoa; Chordata; Mammalia; Chiroptera; Phyllostomidae
Gene: IRGQ
Product: immunity related GTPase Q
Exons: 3
Coding region: 305-2149 (614 amino acids)
Molecular function (GO): GTP binding
Source: RefSeq, a predicted model, not a curated record
AGGUCCUGCGGCAGCCGGAGUUGUGGGGAGCAAGCUCCCGGGGGCCGAUCUGCGCAGGCGCUGCGAAGGGUUGUGGUCCUGAGAUCACGCUCCCUAGACACACCCCCUUCUAAAGGGACUGACGUCUGGUUAGAGCCCCUGGAACACGUCUCGUGGUCCCCAAAUCCCGGCGCUCCAACCUCUUCGGCCUCCGUCCGCCGACUCCAGGGGCGGAGCUUCUCAGCGGCGGACCAGACACUGGGAACGGUACCCUCCCGUGUACCGGCUCUUUGCUCGGUUGGUGAUUUGGAGGAGGGGUGCAGGUAUGCCUCCACCGCGGGGUGACGUGACCGCCUUGUUCCUGGGGCCUCCCGGCUCGGGAAAGUCCUCACUGAUUGCAGCUCUGUGCAACAAGGAUGUGGAGGUGGUAGAGAUCCCCGAUGGACGGCCAGACUCCGGGAUCCCCAGCCUGCGAGCUGCCGGCCCAGGCCUCUUCCUGGGCGAGUUGAGCUGUCCGCCAGCAGCGCCGGGUCCCUGGGCAGCAGAGGCUAACGUGCUAGUCCUGGUGCUGCCCGGCCCUGAAGGGAACGACGAACCCUUGGCACCAGCGCUGGGGGACGCAGCGCGAGCUGCACUGGCCCGAGGGACCCCGUUGCUGGCCGUGCGGAACCUCCGUCCUGGGGAUUCACAAAAUGAAGUCCAGGCCCGGGAUCAGACCGUGGCCAUGCUGGACAGCGCGGGCUUGGGAGCUGUGCCUCUCUACGUGCUGCCUGAGGAAUGCGGCAGCAGAGAGGGCUGCGAAGAACUGGAGCGCCUGCGGGCGGCGCUGCGGAGCCAGGCGGAGGCGUUGCAGAGGCUCCUGCCACCGGCUCAGGAUGGCUUCGAGGUACUGGGAGCAGCCGAGCUGGAGGCUGUGCGUGAGGCCUUUGAGACCGGUGGCCUGGAGGCAGCGAUGUCCUGGGUUCGUGCUGGCUUGGAGCGCCUGGGCAGCGCGCGGCUGGACUUGGCCAUAGCUGGCACCGCUGACGUGGGACUUGUGCUGGACGUGCUGCUCGGGUUGGAUCCUGGGGACCCAGGCGCUGUGCCUGCUUUGGCGGCGCCUGCGGGGCCCACGCCCUACCCUGCCCCAGAGCGCCCCAAUGUGGUGCUCUGGACCGUGCCUCUGGGCUCCGAGGGCACUGAUGCCGCCCGCCACCCGACUCACUAUGAUGCUCUCAUCCUCGUCACCCCUGGGGCUCCCACUGAGGAGGACUGGGCCCAGGUCCGGCCCUUGGUGCUACCGGAUGCCCCGCUGGUCUGCGUGCGAAUAGACGGAGAGGGCGAAGAUCCAGAGUCUCUGGAAGAGGAGAAAGCAGAGAAGUCCCUCGGCGGUGAGGGCUUGGACAACGCAGGCGGAGGGGGUUUGGAGAAACAUGGCACUGGAUCUCAGAAAGCAGGCGAUGGAGGAGUUUCAGAGAAAACAGGCAGUGAGGGUUUACAGCAGGUCGGCGCAGAUGCGCAGCGAUCCAGCAGUGAGGACACUGGGUGUGUGGCUACCUGGAGCCCGGAGGACGAGACCUGGGAGGUGCUGGAAGAGGCGCCGCCCCCGGUGUUCCCCCUGCGGCCAGGCGGACUCCCAGGGCUCUGCGAAUGGCUGCGGCGCGCGCUUCCCCCGGCCCAGGCAGGGGCGCUGCUGCUGGCGCUGCCGCCCACGUCCCCGCGUGCAGCCCGAACCAAGGCUGCCGCGCUCCGGGCUGGGGCUUGGCGUCCAGCUCUGCUAGCUAGCCUGGCGGCGGCAGCCGCACCAGUACCUGGGCUUGGCUGGGCCUGUGAUGUGGCACUUCUACGCGGUCAGCUGGCAGAGUGGCGGAGGGCACUGGGACUCGAACCCGCAGCCCUGGCACGGCGCGAGCGCGCGCUGGGCCUGGCCCCAGGGGAGCUGGCGGAGCGGACACGCUUCCCUGGCCCGGUGACACGCGCAGAAGUGGAGGCGAGGCUAGGUGCGUGGGCUGGCGAGGGCACUGCAGGGGGUGCAGCUCUGGGUGCGCUCUCCUUCCUGUGGCCUGCAGGUGGCGCAGCGGCUACCGGUGGCCUUGGCUACCGUGCGGCCCACGGAGUCCUGCUGCAGGCGCUGGACGAGAUGCUGGCGGACGCGGAGGCAGUGCUGGCACCUCCUGCGCCUGCGCAGUGAAGGGUGGGGUGAGGGCCAGGGCUUCCGGGGUGCUAGGCUUCGCCGGGGGUUGAAGGCUCCAUGUCCCGUUUAGAAGAACGGGGUUUAGGGGUCCAGACUCUGGCAUGGGAUGUCUGGGUCUCUGGUCAACAGAGCAGGUGUGCGGCCACUCCGAAUCCUGGGUGCCUGAGGGGGAUGAGACUUCUAGUCACCCAGGCCCCUGGGUUUUGAAGCGGUAUAGAACCUCGGGGUCAGGACUCCUGAUUUCUCUGGGGAUCACAGGGCAGCACCCCCACACUUGUGUCUUGAAGGGAGUUCAGGGGUUGGGCUUCUGGAAGGGGAUAUAUUAUCUUAGUUGCCAGAGGAGUAGAAAGUGGACAUAAUGGACAUCUAGUCCUCCAGGGAUAUGGGGAGUCGAAGCCCUGAUUCCUGAUGGCCAACGUCCUCCUUGUGCUGGGCACUCCGGGGAGCUGGAACUCUUGGACUAUGAACCACAAAGGGAUAGGGAUAGGAUAGCGGUAUAGGAACUAGGUUUUCUCGGGGGAAUAGGUCUGCACACAGCCUCUCAGUUCAAGAGGCGGUGGGCUUUGAACGUUCACUGGGGGUGGGGCACUCUGGGGUCUGACUCCUGGUUCCCAAGAGGGCUGUGGACAUCGGUUCCUAAUUCCUGGAUGGUGGGAAGUCUGCUGCUUCUAGAGGCGGGAACAGGUGGCUGUGUGACAGAGCUAGAAAUCCUUUGGUGUCUUGGGGAGUAUAGAGAUGUUUAAUAUUUGCUCCUAGUAGGGGGAACCCGGUGACAAAGACUCAUUUCCCUGCUGCAGGGGGGAGGAUGGUCACACAGAAAUGAGGGGAGGAGGCAUGGGGGGGGUGGCGGGUCCUGGGGGCAGCCAGACACCGGGAAUGAGACCUCCUGGGUAUGGAAGGGCAGGAACCCAUAGCUCAGAGGUAUCUCCUGCAAAUCCCUAGUGGAUUUCGGUCCUGGAAACUGCCCUUCUCUCUGUGACUGAUUGUUCCCAUGUCGUAGGCGCUGAGUGACUUGGGAGCUCUCUGGGGAGUCUGUCCCCUCUUCCUGUGCUCUUUCAGUGGUUUCUACUUUUGGACUUGGUUUCUUCUGUCAUUAAACCUGAACCCUUUCCAGCCCUGA